This is a messenger RNA of Penicillium olsonii, 1701 nucleotides long. Lineage: Eukaryota; Fungi; Ascomycota; Eurotiomycetes; Eurotiales; Aspergillaceae. The record is from the annotation of a GenBank genome assembly.
AUGGGUGUCUCUACUUUUAUGGACAAGAUUAAGCCUACCAAGGCGGAAUCUCAGUUCUCUUCCCAGGCUGCGACUCCUGCUCGUGCCGACUCAACCACCGCCGAGAAGGAUGCUCUGACCCUCGAUGACAGCCCCGUCAAGUAUCUCACAUGGCGCUCCUUCAUCCUCGGCCUGUGUGUCUCCAUGGGUGGUUUCAUCUUCGGAUACUCUACUGGUCAAAUCUCGGGUUUCACUACCAUGCCGGACUUCAAGAGACGCUUCGGCGAGUUAAACCACUCUUCCGGUGAAUAUGAGUUCAGUAACGUUCGCAACGGUCUCAUUGUCGGUCUGCUCUGUAUCGGUACUAUGAUUGGUGCCCUGGUGGCCGCCCCCAUCGCGGACCGCAUUGGCCGCAAGCUCUCCAUCUCCUUCUGGGCUCUGCUCCACAUCGUCGGUAUCGUGGUCCAGAUCGCCACCACUGACAAGUGGUACCAAAUCGCUCUCGGCCGUUGGGUUGCCGGUCUGGGUGUCGGUGCGCUCUCCAGCGUCGUCCCCAUGUACCAGUCUGAGUCUGCCCCCCGCCAGGUCCGUGGUGCCAUGGUCAGUGCUUUCCAGCUGUUCGUCGCCUUCGGUAUCUUCAUCUCCUACAUCGUCAACUACGGUACCUCCACCAUGGGUGACGACCCUGCCACAUGGCGCAUCACCAUGGGUAUCGGAUUUGCCUGGCCCCUGAUCCUCGGUGUCGGUACUCUGUUCCUUCCCGAGUCCCCCCGUUACGCCUACAGCCACGGACGCACUGAGGAGGCCCGUGACGUUAUGUGCAAGCUCUACGGUGUGCCCUCCAACCACCGCGUUGUCGCCCAGGAGAUGGCCGACAUGAAGAACAAGCUGGAGGAGGAGCUCGCCAACGGCAACGCUCCCUGGCAAGAGGUCUUCACCGGUCCUCGCAUGUUCUACCGUAUCAUGCUGGGUAUCGCCCUGCAGUCCCUGCAGCAGCUUACCGGUGCCAACUUCAUCUUCUACUACGGAACCUCCAUCUUCAACGGUAUCGGCCUCAGCAACUCCUACGUCACCUCCAUCAUUCUCGGUGCCGUCAACUUCGGUAUGACCCUCCCCGGUCUCUACAUCGUUGAGCACUUCGGUCGUCGCAAGUGUCUCAUGUACGGUGGCGCCUGGAUGUUCAUCUGCUUCCUGAUCUGGGCCUCUGUCGGUCACGAGAUCCUUCACUCCGACCCCUCCAACCACGCCGCCGGUAUUGUCAUGAUUCUCUUCACCUGUCUGUUCAUUGUCGGCUUCGCCACCACCUGGGGUCCUAUCGUCUGGGCUAUCUGUGGUGAGAUGUACCCCUUCAAGUACCGCGCUGUCUGCAUGGGUGUUGCCACUGCCGCCAACUGGACCUGGAACUUCCUCAUCUCCUUCUUCACCCCCUUCAUCAACAGCGACAUUGACUUCCGUUACGGUUACGUCUUCGCUGCCUGCUGUUUCCUGUCCGUCCUCGUUGUCUUCUUCUUCGUCAACGAGACCCAGGGUCGCACUCUCGAGGAGGUCGACACCAUGUACGUCCUCCACGUCAAGCCCUGGAAGUCCUCCAGCUGGGUUGCCCCCGAGGGUAUCGUUGCCGAUCUCCACGGCCCCAACCCCCUCGAUGGUCCCAAGCAGGGUGAGGCUGGCGCUGGUGAGCACCAGCACCACGACAACACUGCCGAGAUCCGCGAGGAGUAA